Messenger RNA from Leguminivora glycinivorella, 1958 nucleotides. RefSeq names its product zinc metalloproteinase nas-4-like. Gene Ontology annotation, molecular function: zinc ion binding; metalloendopeptidase activity. The transcript has 6 exons. Gene Ontology annotation, biological process: proteolysis. Lineage: Eukaryota; Metazoa; Arthropoda; Insecta; Lepidoptera; Tortricidae. Bases 28 to 1038 code for a protein of 336 amino acids. The record is from RefSeq and is a predicted model, not a curated record.
UGUUGGAUAUGCGUAAUUUUUAUUAUAAUGUUCCGAUUUGGUGUGUUAUUACUGUUGGUGGUUGCGGCGGCGGCGGUGCCGCCUCUGUCGAGGUCCCGAGAUGAGAUAGAGGCGUUUAGGAGCUUUCUGGAAAGCGGGAAGACUGACUCCGGAUACCGAAUCCAAGACCGCCAAGCGGCGAACCCCAACGCGAAAGUAUGGGAGAACAGCGGCAAAUACCAGGGCGACAUACUUCUCGACGAGUUUCAAGUCCAGGGCUUGUUGGAGGACUUCGCGACCGGCAGGAACGCGUACGUCUGGCCGAAUACCAAGUGGCUGAAUAAUGUGGUGGUCUAUGAGUUCGCGCAGGGACACUUCACCCAGGCCGCACAAAACGCCAUAUUGAACGGCAUGGCGGCGAUAGAGAGAAACAGUUGCAUCCGCUUCAGGCUUAGAAACAAUAACGACAGAAACUACGUCCGUAUUACCAACUUCAAUGACGGCUGUUACGCGCACGUCGGCUACUGGUCCACUCGUGGCGUCCACACCCUGAAUCUCACCUGGCCUAGCUGUUCCCUCCACACUACUAUUGUCCACGAGUGGCUUCACAUCCUCGGCUUCGUCCACAUGCAGUCUACACACAACAGAGACGACUACGUCAGGAUCAUGUGGGAGAACAUCUGGCCUGGCACGGAGCACAACUUCGACAAGUACGCCACGAACAUAGUCAACAACAUGGGCUUGCCCUAUGAAUAUGCGAGCUCCAUGCACUACGAUGGCUACGGAUUCAGCAUCAACGGACGCCCCACCAUGGUAGCUUUAUAUGACAGGCAAGGAGUGAUGGGCCAGCAAGACUACGUAACCUACUGGGACUACCUGCGCGUGAGACGCCACUACAACUGUCCCGGGGCGUGGAGCGAGGAAGUACAAGCCGACCAGCCCCCGCCGGCGCCAGAGACUCCAGACACUCAGGAGGAUCAACAGAGUGCGAUGUUAACAAACGUUUUGAAGGAAAAUAGUGGUGGCAGGCGAAUGAUGAUAUUGAUUGCUGUAUAUUAGGGAACAUAGGGCACAAGCCCCCCCCCCCCUCCCUCCUCCCACCACCCCGGGUGACCAAGCGUAGUAUAUGCCAAGACCCCCCCCCCUGUAGUUUUCACGUAGUAAUUAUUAAUAAAGUUUUAAAUCAAUUUUUGCAGAAAGUUGUUAUAAAAUUUAAUAUUUGAUUUUAAUUGACGCGUGUUUGUCAUCUUUUUUCGGCCUUUUAAACAAUAAUUUUCAUCUCAUCACCUUCACCAUCAUCACCAGCCUAUAUAUGCGUCCCACUGCUGGCCUGGCCACGGCUGGGCCAAUAUUCCACUGGUUACGUGAAGAGAAAUUAGACCCCCCCCCCUGCCCCUCUGUGACCAAGCGUAGUAUUUUGACGACUCCCCUCCCCCCUAAACGUGUCAGUUCUCACGUAUUUGAACAAGUGAGAGCAUCUAUUUGGGUUUUUGAUUGGGUCGGGUCGCAGUGUACCUACUUACAAUAGAGAAAUGGCCUUUUUUGAAUGAAAAGAAAUAUUAUUUUUAGGGUUUUUAAAGACUAUGCGUUACCUACGGAUAUGUUUGAAGCCGGUGCGCAAAAUUUGAGUGAAAGAUGUUAAGAAUAGGGGCAAUAUUACUUACAUACAAAUUUGCCCUAUCGUUCUUUUGUGGAGUAUGUAAAAGAGUGAUAGAGAGGUAUAAAAGAGGAACAUGUUGCGCCGACCGCGAAUGAGGCAAGCAAAUGAUAAAGAUCGGUAUGGACCUUUUGGAAAACAUAAUUACAUUAAUUACUUAUCAAAACAAAUUAUGCCUAUGAUAAUAAGUAGGUAUAUAUACUCUAUCCUUAGUUUGUAAUCAUUUGAAGUUAUCUAUAAUGUAUAACCCGAUUGUAUUGUUAUUUAAUUACGAUAAAUCAAACUUAAUGAUUCCAGAUAAAUUUCACGUGACUAAACUACA